Molecule: messenger RNA, 1896 nt
Organism: Exserohilum turcica Et28A
Lineage: Eukaryota; Fungi; Ascomycota; Dothideomycetes; Pleosporales; Pleosporaceae
Exons: 3
Coding region: 1-1896 (631 amino acids)
Source: RefSeq, a predicted model, not a curated record
AUGAGGGUUCCCAAGUCCAUCCUAGUAACAGGCGCUCUCAUAUGUAUCGCACAAGGACAGUGUACCAAAAGGUACUGCGAUUCCCAGACGUUAAUAUGCUAUGUAGGCUGGACUAGUACCAACGGCAUCACAUUCGGCAUCGCUUUGCCUGCCACCAAAACCGCACCCUUUGAUACAGUGCUGCAAAUUGUGUCUCCAGUCAAGAACGGCUGGGUGGGCUUCAGUUGGGGUGGCACCAUGCCAUAUGUGCCACUUACGAUUGAAGCCGAAUACGCAUACAUAAAAGGGACUGGAUACAACGAGACUCAUUGGACCUUAACCGUCCGGUGCAGGGGCUGUUCCCAAUGGCUUGAUGUUGAUGGAAAUACCGUCUCCAUUGAUGCAGAUGCCUCUGCGCAAAAGUUUGGAUAUGGUGUGUCGAACAAGACACCCGCUGAGCCAGCGAACAACCGAUCUGCCUUUGAUGUGCAUAACUCGUUUGGCCAUUACAAGGCCAAUCUGACACAGGGCCACAACGCAGACUUUGAUAGAUUGAUCGCGGCGAAUCUCAUGGAUGAGCAACCAGCAGUGAGCAGUGCUCCAGUGCCAAGCUCAGUCCUCAGUAUACGACCAACAAGUACUAGUACGAGAGUGACUUCUUCGACAUCUCCAGGACCUAUUCAAACCAGCAUGCCUACGUCGUGCGAUGGUGUCAAUAAGCUCGCAUUUGCUGUACGCACUGCUAAAGGAUGGAAAGCUACAAAAGUUGCAGGGGGAUUGACCCAACCGAGAGGACUCAUUUUCGAUACCGCAGGCAAUCUCCUCAUUGUUCAAAACGGCUUCGGCAUCACAGCACACAAAGUCUCAGACAGUGGCUGCCUCGAGUCCUCCAAGACACUCAUUGCCCAGCGGAACCUCAAUCAUGGCAUCGUCGUUAGUCAAGACGGCAAAACACUAUACGCCAGCUCCGCCACUACCGUGUUUGCGUGGAAAUACGACGCAGACACAAUGAGUGUUUUAGGAAACGCAACGACAAUAGUAACCGGCAUGGAUACCAAAGGCCAUGUCACACGCUCACUCAGCAUACCCCCCAAACACCCCAACCUGCUUCUCGUCUCGCACGGUUCAAACGAAAACAUUGACUACGGCUCCAUAGACAUCAAGACGGGGCGGGCCUGCAUCAAAGUCUUCAACACAACCUCCCCACCACCCGCGGGCUACAACUACACCACCGCCGGCCACCAACUCGGAUACGGGCUCCGCAACGAAGUCGGCCUCGCCUUCGACGCCUCGUCUCACCUCUGGGGCGUGGAGAACUCGGCCGACGACCUCCACCGCACCCUCAACGGCACCGCCACCGACAUCCACAAUGACAACCCCGCUGACGAACUCAACUACAUUGGCGACGCAGCCCUCGAGAACAAAAACUGGUACGGCUACCCCACCUGCUUCACCGUGUACGCGCCCGCGGCCAUGCCCGACCAGAACUUCACCACAGGCGACCAGUUCGUCCUUGAGCCCAACGCCACCUUCAACGACGCCACGUGCAACCAGCGCAGCAUAGCUCCACGCGUAGCACUCCCUGCACACUCGACUCCGCUGGAAGCAAAAUUCAACGUCGAUUUCUCUGCCCUCUUUGUCACGCUGCAUGGCAGCUGGAACCGCAGGCCACCCGUGGGCUUCAAAGUCAUUCAAGUCCCGUUUUCACGGCGCGAGGGCAACGUCUUUGGACCGAAUCCCGUGGAUCAUGCCAGUGAGGAGCUGUGGGAAGAUAUUUUUUGGAAUGAGCACGUCGAUGAAUGUGCAGCUACGUCGUGUUUUCGGCCGGUGGGACUGGCGGUAGAUGUGCGGGGGAGAGUGUAUGUUAGUAGUGAUAGCGGGGCGGAGGGUGAGGUUGUUGUUUUGGAGCGGGUGUGA